Molecule: messenger RNA, 327 nt
Organism: Phycomyces blakesleeanus NRRL 1555(-)
Lineage: Eukaryota; Fungi; Mucoromycota; Mucoromycetes; Mucorales; Phycomycetaceae
Exons: 2
Coding region: 1-327 (108 amino acids)
Source: RefSeq, a predicted model, not a curated record
AUGUCCAAAACAAUUUCUUUGUUGGCAGGUGUUAUUGCCGUCUCUGCAAUCACCUACAAAUACACCAAUGAUAUUCAACACGACCGUCAAGCACUUCGACAGCGUAUCAACGGAGGUCCCAUAAAGACCCAGGAUGUCAACACCCUUGAACCUUUACCUAUUGUCACUCAAUCUCAAGUCUACCUUUCCCAACGACUCAUUCCUUCGCUCAAGGAUUCAUGGAAUGCUCAUGUAACAAAAGCUGCUCAUGCUGUCAUCUACUCUGACGCUCCCAACAAGAUCAAGAAGUUCUGGGUUAAGAAUGUUCUUGGCAAUCGUGUCGAUUAA